Messenger RNA from Episyrphus balteatus (marmalade hoverfly), 2817 nucleotides. RefSeq names its product DNA repair and recombination protein RAD54-like (gene okr). Gene Ontology annotation, biological process: reciprocal meiotic recombination; double-strand break repair via synthesis-dependent strand annealing. The coding region runs from base 456 to 2756 and encodes 766 amino acids. The record is from RefSeq and is a predicted model, not a curated record. Gene Ontology annotation, cellular component: nucleus. NCBI's taxonomy places the organism in Eukaryota, Metazoa, Arthropoda, Insecta, Diptera, Syrphidae. The transcript is spliced from 9 exons. Gene Ontology annotation, molecular function: DNA translocase activity; ATP binding; hydrolase activity, acting on acid anhydrides.
UAAUAAAGUUUUAUAGAAACAACAGCAGCAUUGCUAAAGCUUUAAAGAAGUUAAAUUGUUUGUCAGGCAGUUUGACAAAAUCUCUGCAAGUAGAAAAGACAAACAAAAUCUUCUCUUCGCUGGUUUCUCUGGUCACGACAGUAAUCAAAUUCAAUUUGAAAAUUAUUGAAAAAAAAAAUCACCAUGGAGAAUGUUUUUUUUUUUUUAAUAAAACCGAUGGAAAUAAAAAAUCAAUUUAUAGUUGGUUAAAAACCAAACCACCCUAUAAAAAAACUUCGAAAAAAUCAAAUCCCGCCAAGACCCAUUCACAAUUAUCAUAUUUUUUUUCGAUCAUGCACUUUUGCCUUUUGUUGUGACAGCUACAGUUCAAAAAUCAAAAAAAAUUCAAAAUAAAAACCUCUUGCGACACGAUUCUACGUGAAAACUAUGUUUAUUUUUGUUAAAAUAUUGUUAUAAUGCGUCGAAGUUUGGCUCCCAGUCAAACACCACAGCGAUUAAAUUCACCAAGUAGUAGUCAAUUUAUUACUCCAUUUCAAAAUAAACGCAAACGAACUUGCAAAAAUACAGAAAAUCUAACAAUCACUACUCAAAUACCUCCAUCACAAUAUGAAGAAGCUAUAUCAAAGAUUCUAUCUAAACCCUUCAAAGUUCCAAUUGCCGAUUAUGUCCCAGAUUACAAUAGCAACCGGUGUUUGGGUAUACGAAGGACAACAGUGCGCAAAGCACUGCAUGACCCAUUUGCCUGUAAUGCUUUGGUUUUGUAUGAACCACCACAAUAUACAGAACAUGAAAGGCUAACAAUGGAAAGUAGCAAGAUUCUAGUUCACAUUGUUGUUGAUCCUUUGCUAAGUAAUAUUUUGCGUCCACAUCAACGAGAAGGUGUCAAGUUCAUGUAUGAUUGUGUUGUUGGGAAUAAGGGCGACUUCAAUGGAUGUAUCAUGGCUGAUGAGAUGGGAUUGGGAAAAACCCUUCAAUGUGUUACUCUUGUGUGGACACUUCUGCGACAAAGCCCAGAAUGCCGACCAACUAUCUCAAAAGCUGUCAUUGUUUCACCCAGUUCUUUGGUGAAGAAUUGGGAAAAAGAGUUCAACAAAUGGUUACAUGGUCGUUUGCAUUGUUUAGCCAUUGACAGUGGUUCGAAGGAAGAAACAACAAAGAAUCUCGAACAGUAUAUAACAAAUAGCAAUCAGCGUUGUGGAACUCCUGUUCUUUUGAUUAGUUAUGAAACUUUUCGUCUCUAUGCACAGAUUCUAAAUCGCUCCGAGGUGGGAAUUGUGAUUUGUGAUGAAGGUCAUCGCUUAAAGAACAGCGAAAAUCAAACUUAUCAAGCUUUAAUGGGUUUGAAAACUAAAAGACGAGUUCUCCUCUCUGGAACACCAAUUCAAAAUGAUCUUACUGAAUAUUUUAGUUUGAUCAAUUUCGUAAAUCCAAAUAUGCUUGGAUCAGCAAAUGAUUUUAAAAGAGCUUACGAAAAUCCCAUUCUGCGAGGUCAGAAUUCAGAUUCUUCUGAUGCGGAGAGAGCAAAGGCUUUGACAAAGACUCAAGAGUUGAUUGGUAUUGUAAAUCAAUGCAUCAUUCGGAGAACUAAUCAAAUUCUUACGAAAUAUCUUCCGGUUAAAUUUGAAAUGGUCAUAUGUUCAAAGUUGACACAAAUUCAAAUUCAAUUGUAUACGAACUUUUUGAAAUCGGAUAAAAUUCGAAGAAGUUUAGCAGGAAACUCUGAUGAAAAAGAAGGAUCAACAUUAUCAGCUCUUGCGGAUAUUACAACGUUGAAGAAAUUAUGCAAUCAUCCGGACUUGAUAUAUGAAAAACUGAUCGCAAGAGAAAAUGGUUUUGAGAACUCGCAAAAUGUAUUGCCGAGUAAUUACAAUCCAAAAGAAAUAAAUCCCGAAUUAAGUGGAAAAUUUAUGCUUUUGGACUUUAUGCUGGCAUCAAUAAAAGCUAACACAGACGAUAAGGUUGUCCUCAUAUCGAACUACACUCAAACAUUGGAUUUAUUUGAAAGGCUUUCUAGAAAAAGAAAAUACACCUACGUCCGUCUCGAUGGCACAAUGACAAUUAAAAAACGUUCAAAAGUUGUCGAUUUAUUCAACGAUCCCACUUCUGAUUGUUUUCUAUUUAUGCUGAGUUCAAAAGCUGGUGGUUGUGGAUUGAAUUUAAUUGGUGCCAAUCGUUUGUUUAUGUUUGAUCCAGAUUGGAAUCCCGCAAAUGAUGAACAAGCAAUGGCACGAGUUUGGCGUGAUGGACAAAAGAAACCAUGUUUUAUAUAUCGUCUUGUUGCUACUGGAUCAAUUGAAGAGAAAAUCCUUCAAAGACAAACUCAUAAAAAAUCCCUCUCAAGUGCAAUCAUUGAUAAUAAUGAGAGUUCUGAGAAACACUUUUCCCGUGAUGAUUUGAAAGAUUUAUUCCGUUUUGAAAACACAACGCUUUCCGAUACACAUGAUAAAUUUAAAUGUAAACGUUGCAUAAACAAUAUUCAAAUUAAACCUCCGGCUGAGGAUACUGAUUGUACAUCACAUCUGUCCCAAUGGUAUCAUUGUUCCAAUAACAAAGGACUACCCGAUAGUAUAUUGGCACAAGCUUGGUCAACAAGUAAAUGUGUAUCAUUUGUAUUCCAUCAUCGAUCUCAAGGAGAAGCCAAGCCUCAAGUUAUUAAAAAUGAUAAUGAAGAGGAGAAAAAAGUUCCACGGAAACGGAAAGAUUCAAAUGAUGAAGAUUAUUCAAAAUCGGAUGAUGAUAGUGAUUAUGAAAUGUAGAAAGUUAUCAAUAUUUGAUUAAGUUAUGUAAAUAAAAGAAAAUAUUUUGAUUUAUGUUAAA